AUGUGGCAUCGGCGAACCACGAUGAAACGGAAGAAGAAGGGUGAACGAUUCCCACCGAAAAUAGCAGCAAAGGCAGAAAAGGCAUCGCUCGAUCUCAUUUACGGUAACAGAACAAUCCACGUCGGCGAUUUGUUGAUGGCUCACCACAACGACCAAGAAGUCAACUGGAAAUGGCACUCGUGGCAUCCAGCAUCGGUGUUCACAGCUCCAAGACAGUCUUUGGCAGUUCUCUUUCGACAGCUCAUGACGUCUGGAAGCAAGGUUGUAGUGGUGGUGCUCGAACUCGACAAAGCGACAACGGCAGGUGAUGGGGAUACAAGAAGAAGAAAACGGCAGUUGAAUCAGAAUAUUGUCGCCGUGGGUCACGUGGAUUCUAUCGUCCUUUUCGGUAAAGUAAAAUCGUUUCUCAACUUUUCUUCUGUUCAAAAGGGUUUGAAUUGUGGGCAAUGAUGAUGAAUUGACGGAUGCUUAUUGCGCACUAACUGGAAAGAAGACACCAAAGUGUGCAGGCAAAAUCGACACUUCACCUACCAUGACCCUCAAAUGUCCCCAUCUCUGCCUUUUGUUUCUUGUUCUUAUGUGUAAUUAUAACAUCUGAACCUUGGAUUUAUUAACACUGUGUUUGAUAUAGAGAGG
Messenger RNA from Lactuca saligna, 636 nucleotides. Lineage: Eukaryota; Viridiplantae; Streptophyta; Magnoliopsida; Asterales; Asteraceae. The record is from the annotation of a GenBank genome assembly.